AUGGGUCAUUUGAUUUUCACUUGUCAAUUUGCUUUCCUUCCUAAUAGGCAGAUAUUUGAUGGAGUGCUUGUGGUCAAUGAACUCAUUGAUCUGGCUAAAAGAAGCAAAGAAAAAAUCCUUGAUGUUGAAACUGAAGGUCUAGAGGAUUUAAUACAACCUGCUAUUGAUUUAAGCAAUUAUGAUGGCUUUAAAGUUAGUGAUGAUUUGCAGUUUCAUAUGUUACAGUUUGCAGAUGAUACAAUUAUUGUUAUUGUUAUUGAUGAUAGUUGGAACAAUGUGUGGGCAAUAAAAAUGGUGUUAUGUAGUUUUGAACUUGUCUCCAGUUUGAAAGUUAACUUCUUCAUGAGCAAGUUAUAUGGUAUCCCAGCUGGCGCUAAUCGUAGAAGAAAGUCUACAUGGAAUUCUAUUGUUGAUAUUGUGCGAAAGAGACUAAGUAGGUGGAAUGGUCGUCGUUUAUCUAUUGGAGGAAGAGUAAUUGUCAUUAAUUCGACUAUUAUAGAGGCUAUUGAUGAGGAUAUACUCUUUGAGCUAGUCAUAAGUUAUGGAUGA
Molecule: messenger RNA, 549 nt
Organism: Trifolium pratense (red clover)
Lineage: Eukaryota; Viridiplantae; Streptophyta; Magnoliopsida; Fabales; Fabaceae
Exons: 4
Coding region: 1-549 (182 amino acids)
Source: RefSeq, a predicted model, not a curated record